AAUAUAAAGGCCACAAAGCCGAAACGAGAGCUACUUGGAAGCCUUGAAAAAAUGUCCUCCUAUUUUGCAGCUCGCAACAACUCCAACCUGUUCAUUUCGUUCGUCACCAUCACUGCCAUUUUCGUCUUCGCUUCUGCAUCUUCUUCUGCAACUGGAACACGCCCGCGCCCCUUCAACAAGAUCUACGCCUUUGGCGACUCCUUCACCGAUACUGGCAACACCAAGUCCAUCAGCGGCCCGAGUGGUUUUGGCUACGUCUCAAACUCUCCGUACGGAAGCACCUUCUUUCAUCACUCCACUAACCGGUACUCCGACGGCCGGCUCGUGAUCGACUUUGUGGCUGAAGCACUGUCCUUACCGUACUUGCCACCUUACCGGAACCUCAAGGGGAAUAAUGCUUCCUCUGGUGUGAACUUCGCCGUUGCUGGUUCGACGGCAAUAAACCACGCAUUCUUUGUUGAGAACAACCUCACGCUCGAUAGAACCCCUGAAUCCAUCAAAACCCAGCUCCUUUGGUUCAGAAGCUUUUUGGAGAGUCGGGGGUACUGUAAAGGCGCAGCAUCAGAAGAUUGCAGAGCAGCAUUUGAUGAUGCUCUGGUCUGGGUUGGGGAAAUCGGAGCGAACGACUAUGCAUACUCUGUCGGAUCUACUGUACCAAGCGAUACCAUCCGGGAGCUUGCUAUCACCAGUUUUACCGAGUUUUUGCAGUCAUUGCUGAAGAUGGGUGCAAAAUACGUUGUCGUCCAAGGUCUUCCGUUGACGGGGUGUCUGCCGCUGGCCAUGUCUUUAGCUCCUGAAGACGACAGGGACGACAUAGGAUGCGUGAAGAGCGUAAACAAACAGAGCAACACCCACAACGCCGUCCUCCAGGCAAAGCUGCAGGGCCUCCGGACGCAGUUUCCCCAAGCAGUCAUCGCCUUCACCGAUUACUGGAACGCUUACCGCACUGUCAUGAAGAAUCCAACCAAAUUCGGGUUCACGGAGAAGUUCAAAGCCUGCUGUGGAACAGGUACCGGACCGUACAACUUCGAUGCAUUCAGUACAUGCGGCACGCCUUCUGCCACUGUCUGCAAAAACCCUUCGCAGUACAUUAACUGGGAUGGAGUUCACCUCACUGAAGCUAUGUAUAAGGUGGUUUCCAAUAUGUUUCUCAAUGGAACUCUUACUCACCCUCCAUUCAGUUACCUCUUGGACAGGAAAAACAGAGUGGGGUGAAGGUAAACCACCAUUUGCCAUUUUACAAUGUAUCUCCAGAAUAGUAUUGCUCCUUGCUGUGAUUUUAAAAGGCUGCCGUUGUAGUAGGAAAUAUAUGUGUGACAUGAGAAUCCAUUCUCAUUAAUAAAUCUUAUGCUAGAGCCUGGAAGUUUUAUUA
Messenger RNA from Juglans microcarpa x Juglans regia, 1372 nucleotides. Its product is annotated as GDSL esterase/lipase At3g48460-like. The record is from RefSeq and is a predicted model, not a curated record. Bases 52 to 1215 code for a protein of 387 amino acids. Gene Ontology annotation, molecular function: hydrolase activity, acting on ester bonds. NCBI's taxonomy places the organism in Eukaryota, Viridiplantae, Streptophyta, Magnoliopsida, Fagales, Juglandaceae. The transcript is spliced from 2 exons.